AUGAUCAACAUCUGCAAAUAUAGAGACCCUGGGAGACAGAUUACCAUUUUGGGAAUUCCCCCUCUCGUGACUGACUCAACAUCAUACAACCCCGGUGACUACCCCGGUGACUACCCUCCGCCGACUCAUCUCAUCACUGCCAUUUACUCCCCCGGGAGAGAUUUCAAUUCUCAGUAUCAGUACCGUCCCUACAUGCACGCACAUCUCAUUAUGAGUCUUGGUUUGCAAGUCACCUUAGCCUCCCAGGCACCAGGCAUCGAAACACAAGCAAUCGCGUUACCUAUCGCCGUUUCCGUCCACAAUACUGCAGAAAGUCCCGUCACAAUUCUCAGAUGGAAUUCCCCAUUAGAUCCCCAAGCAGGCGUGCUGGGCGUCUUUGAGGUCUCUGACGUGACGGAUCAACGAACACUCCCAAUUCCAAAAAUCAUGGUCUCACGCAAACUCCCUGCUUCCGAGGAAGACCUCGUGGAAAUCAAGGCGAAUGAGAAACUCGAAUUUGUUGUCAACUUGCCGAUUCCCGAAUUUGAAGAAGGACAUCAAUACUCUGUUCGCGCUCAAGGUACAUGGCAUGCGGUGUGGCCAACCGAGCUAUCAAAUGUCACUCCGUCUCAACUUCAAGAUCAUGGGGAUGCAAAGCGUGGGGAAUUUCUCUCUAAUACUUUGUCCUUCAACUUUGAUUAA
Molecule: messenger RNA, 681 nt
Organism: Penicillium brevicompactum
Lineage: Eukaryota; Fungi; Ascomycota; Eurotiomycetes; Eurotiales; Aspergillaceae
Exons: 1
Coding region: 1-681 (226 amino acids)
Source: RefSeq, a predicted model, not a curated record